GCGGCCGCCGGUAGCGCCGGGGCUUCGGUCCGCUGUGUGCCGCCCUGGGGAGGGCGCAGGGAAGACGUUGCCGCCAUCCCCGGCCCCGCUUGCGCCGCCGUUGCCCUCUUCUGUCCGCCGGGGAGACCGCGGGGCCUGCUCCCCGCCCGGCCCCCGCCGCGCAGGCCGCGGGGCCUGCUCCCCUCCCGGCAGCAGCCGGGUUUUCAGCCCCGGUUUGUCCGGCUGCGGCCCCGGGGGUGAGGUGUACGGCGGUCAGGGAGCGGUCUGAGCAUGGCCGGGAGGGGAGGCGAGUCCACUCAAGAGGCUUUUAGGAUAGAAUAUGAUACUUUUGGUGAACUGAAGGUCCCAAGUGACAAAUACUAUGGUGCCCAGACUGUAAGAUCUACAAUGAACUUCAAGAUUGGAGGUGUUUCAGAAAGAAUGCCAGUUCAAGUUAUAAGGGCUUUUGGCAUAUUGAAGAGAGCAGCUGCUGAAGUAAAUCAAGAUUAUGGUCUCGACCCAAAGAUUGCUAAUGCUAUCGUAAAAGCAGCAAAUGAGGUAGCUGAAGGAAAAUUAAAUGAUCACUUUCCAUUGGUGGUGUGGCAAACUGGGUCUGGAACUCAAACCAAUAUGAACGUCAAUGAAGUCAUCAGCAAUAGAGCCAUUGAGAUAAUGGGGGGCAAACUGGGGAGCAAAAAACCAGUACAUCCAAAUGAUCAUGUUAACAAAAGCCAGAGUUCAAAUGACACUUUCCCAACGGCGAUGCAUAUUGCUGCUGCCCAGGAGGUUAACGAGGUGUUGUUACCUGGACUAAAGAAGCUACAGAAUGCACUUGAAGCGAAAUCCAAAGAGUUUUCCCAAAUCAUAAAAAUAGGGCGCACUCAUACACAAGAUGCUGUUCCACUUACGCUUGGACAGGAAUUUAGUGGCUAUGUGCAACAAAUUAAAUAUGGCGUGGCUAGGAUUGAGUCCACCAUGCCAAGAGUGUAUCAGCUGGCAGCUGGCGGGACUGCAGUUGGUACAGGAUUAAACACAAGAAUUGGCUUUGCUGAGAAAGUUGCUGCUAAAGUGGCCGAAUUGACGGGUUUGCCUUUUGUCACUGCUCCAAAUAAGUUUGAAGCUCUUGCGGCUCAUGAUGCUCUAGUUGAACUCAGUGGAGCUAUGAACACGGUGGCGUGUAGUCUGAUGAAAAUAGCUAAUGAUAUUCGUUUCCUGGGUUCUGGACCACGCUCUGGACUAGGAGAACUCAUCCUGCCUGAAAAUGAACCAGGAAGCAGCAUCAUGCCAGGAAAAGUGAACCCCACCCAGUGUGAAGCUGUAACCAUGGUGGCAGCCCAAGUUAUGGGAAACCACGUUGCUGUUACUGUAGGAGGUAGCAAUGGACACUUUGAACUGAACGUAUUUAAGCCCAUGAUGAUUAAAAACGUUUUAAACUCUGCAAGACUCCUUGGGGAUGUUUGUGUUUCUUUCACUGACAACUGCGUGGUCGGAAUCCAAGCCAACACCGACAGGAUCAACAAGCUGAUGAGCGAAUCCCUGAUGUUGGUAACAGCACUUAACCCCCAUAUAGGCUACGACAAAGCAGCCAAGAUUGCCAAAACGGCGCACAAGGAGGGGACGACGCUCAAAGAAGCCGCCAUCAAGCUGGGGUUCCUGACGUCAGACCAGUUUGAUCAGUGGGUGAAGCCUAAGGACAUGUUAGGUCCUCAGUAACUCCUCUGAAAAAAAAAAAAAAGUGUUCUUAACAUAAUAAA
Molecule: messenger RNA, 1733 nt
Organism: Chroicocephalus ridibundus (black-headed gull)
Lineage: Eukaryota; Metazoa; Chordata; Aves; Charadriiformes; Laridae
Gene: FH
Product: fumarate hydratase
Exons: 10
Coding region: 271-1692 (473 amino acids)
Biological process (GO): malate metabolic process; fumarate metabolic process; tricarboxylic acid cycle
Cellular component (GO): mitochondrion; tricarboxylic acid cycle heteromeric enzyme complex
Molecular function (GO): fumarate hydratase activity
Source: RefSeq, a predicted model, not a curated record